AUGACCAAGGCUCCUUUCUCCGUAGAAUGGCUGUCCCAGAGCAGCCGGCCCAGCAGCAGGCAUGCCCAGAGCAGGCCAGAAGCCAAAGAGGCCGCCCCAUCCGAAGGCGGCCGGGCCCAGCAGGAUAAUCCUCCGGCCAGGGAGAAGACCCCGAGUGAGGGUAUGCUGGUCGAGCCGCCUCCGGGGCCUCUCCCUUCGCUCCAGAAGAACAGGCCGCCUUUGCCUUCGUCGUCCACAGCUGCUUCCCAGAUGGUGUGGACCACUACGGAGUGCGGGUCCGACGGCGAAGGAAACUUCUCCGAAUGCCAGACUCCAGAGGACGGUGGAAGCCGAAAUGCGAAUACUCGCCGUUUGCGCACUGCUUUCAGCUUGGAACAGAUCAGCACCCUGGAGACCUCCUUCAAGCGGCACAAAUACUUGGGAGCGGCUGAAAGACGCAAAUUGGCCAGCAAAAUGCAACUCUCUGAAGUCCAGAUCAAGACAUGGUUCCAGAACCGACGGAUGAAACUGAAACGUCAACUGCAGGAGAUGAGGCCAGAACCAUCCUUCCAUGGCAUACCAUUUUAUGGUCACCUCCCUUUUGGACCUCAAAGUGGUCCCUUGUCCUAUGUUUAUUCACCACAUCAACAGACUUUCACCAGGAGGGAUUCUUCUGGCAUUCCUUUCCCUCCAGUGCCCCCUCCCAACUUGGAUCCCAGAAACACCUCUGGAGGACAGCCAGGUGCUAUCUGGCCAAUGCCUAUUCCCUAUUUUGUGGGAUACCAAGACCCAAGAACAGUGUUCAUGACGCUUUGA
This is a messenger RNA of Protobothrops mucrosquamatus (brown spotted pit viper), 795 nucleotides long. It is a transcript of the gene VENTX, whose product is annotated as VENT homeobox. The transcript has 3 exons. NCBI's taxonomy places the organism in Eukaryota, Metazoa, Chordata, Lepidosauria, Squamata, Viperidae. Gene Ontology annotation, cellular component: nucleus. Bases 1 to 795 code for a protein of 264 amino acids. The record is from RefSeq and is a predicted model, not a curated record. Gene Ontology annotation, molecular function: RNA polymerase II cis-regulatory region sequence-specific DNA binding; DNA-binding transcription factor activity, RNA polymerase II-specific. Gene Ontology annotation, biological process: cell differentiation; regulation of transcription by RNA polymerase II.